Messenger RNA from Torulaspora globosa, 1086 nucleotides. It is a transcript of the gene PSA1, whose product is annotated as mannose-1-phosphate guanylyltransferase. Gene Ontology annotation, molecular function: GTP binding; mannose-1-phosphate guanylyltransferase (GTP) activity. Gene Ontology annotation, biological process: cell wall mannoprotein biosynthetic process; GDP-mannose biosynthetic process. The record is from RefSeq and is a predicted model, not a curated record. NCBI's taxonomy places the organism in Eukaryota, Fungi, Ascomycota, Saccharomycetes, Saccharomycetales, Saccharomycetaceae. Gene Ontology annotation, cellular component: cytoplasm. The coding region runs from base 1 to 1086 and encodes 361 amino acids. The transcript has a single exon.
AUGAAAGGUUUGAUUCUAGUUGGUGGUUACGGUACCAGAUUGAGACCAUUGACGCUGACGGUUCCAAAACCAUUGGUUGAAUUUGGUAACAGACCGAUGAUUUUGCACCAAAUUGAAGCUUUGGCCAAUGCUGGUGUGACGGAUAUUGUGUUGGCUGUCAACUACAGACCAGAGGUCAUGGUUGAGACUUUGAAGAAGUACGAAAAGGAGUAUGGUGUUUCCAUCACUUUCUCUGUUGAGACGGAGCCUUUGGGCACUGCAGGCCCGUUGAAGUUGGCUGAGAAAGUGUUGAAGAAGGAUAACUCGCCUUUCUUUGUGCUAAACUCGGACGUGAUUUGCGACUACCCUUUCAAGGAGUUGGCUGACUUCCACAGAGCACACGGCGGCCAAGGUACCAUUGUGGCUACUAAGGUUGAUGAACCUUCUAAGUACGGUGUUAUCGUCCACGACAUUGCUACUCCAAACUUGAUCGACAGAUUUGUUGAGAAGCCAGUCGAAUUCGUCGGUAACAGAAUUAACGCUGGUUUGUACAUUUUGAACCCAGAGGUCAUCGAUUUGAUCGAGUUGAAGCCAACCUCCAUCGAAAAGGAGACCUUCCCAAUCUUGGUUGAGCAAAAAUCUCUGUACUCCUUCGAUUUGGAAGGAUACUGGAUGGAUGUCGGUCAGCCAAAGGAUUUCCUAUCAGGUACCGUCUUGUACUUGAAUUCUUUGGCCAAGAACCACCCAGAGAAGUUGGCCAAGGGCGACAACAUUGUCGGUAACGCUAUCAUUGACCCAUCCGCCAAGAUCUCCCCAAGUGCCAAGAUCGGUCCAGAUGUGGUCAUCGGUCCAAAUGUCACCAUCGGUGACGGUGUCAGAAUCACAAGAUCUGUCGUUCUUUCAAACUCUACGAUCAGAGCUCACUCUUUGGUCAAGUCGACUAUCGUCGGUUGGUCCUCCACUGUCGGUCAAUGGUGUCGUCUAGAAGGCGUCACUGUGCUCGGUGACGACGUCGAAGUCAAGGACGAAGUCUACAUUAACGGUGGUAAGGUUCUUCCUCACAAGUCCAUUUCUGCUAACGUUCCAAAGGAGGCAAUCAUUAUGUAA